UCAAAAGUUAUCGGUCCAUUGGAUGUGGAAAGUAAACACAAGAAAGUCCGAGGUGUGUCACAAAAUUGUUCAUCAAAAUGACCUCAAAGCUGUUGAGACAGCCAUCUCUUAGUCUCACUGCUGCCACAUCUGAUCCCAGUAAGAGGAUUGGAAUACUUGCUGAUUAUGGCUCCCAAGUUGAAGUGGACAAAUCUCUAGCUGUGAAGCUUUACUUCAGGUCUGGGAGAGAGGUCCUGAGAAUGGCCAAUAUGUAUUGUGAUGAUGGACAACUGGAAAGUGCCUUUAUCUUGUAUUACAAGUUUAUCACGUUAUUUGUGGAGAAAUUGCCAAAGCACCCAGGUUACAAGGAUGCACCUCCAGGUGAAGCUCUGGAAUUGAAAAGGAAAUUAAAAACAGUCUUCUUGCUUGCUGAGGAAAUCAAGUCAAAGCUUAAGAAACGCUACAUAGAGGAGGAAAAGAUUUUCAUUGAAGAGCAGAAAAGGCUGGCAGAAGAGAGAGCAGCAGAGGAAGAAAGAAGAAGGAAGGAGCUGGAAGAGCAAGAACGGUUAGAUGAAGAACUGGCCAAGAAAUUGCAGGAAGAGGAAGAGGCUGAAGUUCGUAAUGAGCAAGAGGAGAAAUACAAACGGUUACGAACAUUGGAAGAGCAGAAGGUCAAAGACGAGCAAGAGAAGAAAGGAGCUGCAGGUGCAGUUGCAGGCGUCUCAGAUGGUGUUGCGGCCGCGGCGGGCGCCGGGGCUGUGGCAGGUGCAGGGCUGUGUGCGGUUGGAGUGGGAGACGUCCCACCCCCUAGUGCUCCUCUACCUGACAUGCCACCUCCUCAGGUGGGCGGGGAAGCCCCUCCGCCGAGCUACGCCGACUAUGUCUCUGACAGCAGGUUGUACCCCCCACAGAUUCCUGACAGAGAGCUGAAAAAGAAGCUAGUGAUUACUGAUUCAAACACCCCAGAUGUUCCUGCAGUGCCUAGUGUAGACCGCAGUAAGAAACCCAUUGACCACCACACCAGCCUGGGUGAUUUCGGCGGUCUGCAAGGCGGGCUGAGGACUGUCACUGUACCCGAGGAGCUCAUGGUCAAGUUUCUGGCGGCAGCGCAGUCAAAUACAGCAAAGGAGUCGGAGACCAUGGGGAUCCUCUGUGGGAAACUGGCACAGGGAAUGUUCAAAAUCACCCAUCUGUUUGUGCCUCAACAAACUGGUGGCCACGACAGUUGUGACAUGGAAAAUGAGGAAGACUUGAUUUUCUAUCAAGACGAAUAUAAUCUCAUCACUCUUGGCUGGAUUCAUACUCAUCCCACACAAACUGCGUUCUUGUCAAGUGUGGACUUACACUCUCACUUCCCAUGGCAGAAGAUGAUGCCCGAGGCCAUAGCAAUUGUUUGUUCACCAAAGUUUCAAGAGACAGGAAUUUUUAAACUAACGGAUCACGGUCUGGAUGUCAUUGGUUCUUGUACACAGACUGGAUUCCACCCACAUAGUAAAGACCCCCCUCUGUUUGAGACAUGUGACCAUGUUCAAGUGUUGAGCACAGAGAGUAUAACCCUCACCGACAAAAGAAGAUGAGAGUAGAGCUGGAACAGGGGCCUGUGCUAAUUUGUGCUAAUCCGUCACCAUUGACAAGAGUGAAGAAGCUGUACAUAUUAUAUUUCAUUAAAACUUACUAUUGAACUCUCUUCAUCUUUUGUGGAAAAACUAUUUGUAUAUGUUUGCAUUUUUUAUAUUGGCUAUAUAAUUUAUGACACAAUUGUUGCUUUUAUUGCUGAUUUCCUUGAAAGACAGCCAAUAUAUAUGUGCUUGAAAGAUGUGGGAUGCUCUGUUUUUUUCUGGACAAAUGAACUUUUUAUAUAAAAAUCAGUUGCACACGUGUGUGUGUGUGUGUGUGUGUGUGUGUGUGUGUGUGUG
Molecule: messenger RNA, 1895 nt
Organism: Aplysia californica (California sea hare)
Lineage: Eukaryota; Metazoa; Mollusca; Gastropoda; Aplysiida; Aplysiidae
Product: STAM-binding protein
Exons: 11
Coding region: 78-1556 (492 amino acids)
Biological process (GO): protein K63-linked deubiquitination
Cellular component (GO): endosome; membrane
Molecular function (GO): K63-linked deubiquitinase activity; protein binding; metal-dependent deubiquitinase activity
Source: RefSeq, a predicted model, not a curated record